AGUGUAACGGUGCAGCUCGAUGGAGGGCGCUUUAUCUCCCGUGUUUUAACACCAAAUUGGCUUCAGCGCUGCGAGUGUGUGGACUGCUGAGAUUUAAAACUGCUGACUACUGAAACACUGCAGCAUGGCAGCCGAGCUCUCCACCUCCAUAAACAUCAAAGAGCCUCGCUGGGAUCAGGGCACCUUCAUGGGCAGAGCUAAACAUUUCUUCACCGUCACAGACCCACGCAACGUUCUGCUGUCUAACGAGCAGCUUGAGAAUGCACGCAGGAUCAUUCAGGAUUACAGACAGGGUGUGGUGACUCCAGGUCUGACAGAAGAUGAGCUUUGGAGAGCCAAAUACAUUUUCGACUCUGCGUUUCAUCCAGACACGGGGGAAAAAAUGCUGCUGAUUGGACGCAUGUCCGCUCAGGUGCCCAUGAAUAUGACCAUCACCGGCUGCAUGAUGACCUUCUACAGGACGACCCCAGCAGUACUCUUCUGGCAGUGGAUCAAUCAGUCCUUCAACGCAAUAGUCAACUACACCAACCGUAGUGGUGACGCUCCCAUUACAGUAAAUCAGCUUGGCACGGCGUACGUAUCGGCCACAACAGGUGCUGUGGCCACGGCUUUAGGACUCAACUCGCUAGCAAAGCACGUCUCACCACUCCUAGGACGCUUCGUGCCGUUUGCCGCCGUAGCCGCUGCUAACUGUAUCAACAUUCCACUGAUGAGGCAAAGAGAGCUGAAGCAUGGCAUUCCAGUGUUGGAUGAGAAUGGGAAUCGGUUAGGGGAGUCUUCGAAAGCGGCGCAGCAAGCGAUCUCACAAGUGGUGAUCUCCAGAAUCCUCAUGGCUUCUCCUGGCAUGGCAAUUCCGCCGUUUUUAAUGAACUCCCUUGAAAAGAAAGCGUUCCUGAAGAGGUUCCCGUGGAUGAGUGCACCCAUUCAGGUCGGCCUGGUGGGAUUCUGCUUGGUCUUCGCUACUCCGCUGUGCUGUGCGCUGUUCCCACAGAAGAGCUCCAUGGCUGUGAGCCGCCUGGAGCCUGAGCUUCAGGAGAAGAUCCGCUCCAGUCACCCAGGAGUGGAGAGAGUUUACUUCAACAAAGGAUUAUGAGAAGAAAAAUACCUCAUCUCCCUCUCAUCAAACAUGGCCAUUAAAACCCCGCUCGUCUCAUCGUGUUUUUACAACGUGCCAAAGUUCCGCUCCUCUGUCCCUCCUGUCUGUCCUCGAGGAUGUCCCCGACUCAGCUGUUUUGUAAGAUGUGGUUCAUAGUGACUGGUUUUUAAUCAGGGGAAUAUUUUGGAUGGUGCAGUUAUGUGCUAGUGUUAGAAAAGAAAGACUAUAUGUCUGAAAUGGUGCUCUUUCUGAUUGGCUAUGUUCUUUAUUUAAUUUAUUAUUUCUGAAUUACAGUGCAGUCUAUCAGUACAUACAAUUCAUUUCAGUUUUUUUUCACAUUACAUUUUUACAUUACAUCAGAUUGGAUUUGAAAUUAAACAAAACAUCAGAAUUAUGCUAGCUUUAAAUCCAGCUGCUUGGCAUCAUAGCUUUUUUCUACACCAUUUCUGGGACCAAAACUAAUUUCGAUCAUUGACGUAUCUGGAAAUCAAACAUCACGAUACUUUCGAUAGGGUCGAUGACUGCGCUGUAAUUCUGUUUACUGCCAAACCAAAACCAAACCAUCUCCAUGUGCCAUCUGUAAUAAGGAACAAAUGUGCAGGUGUAUUUUCUGUUAGUGUUUUUAUUGAGUGAUUAGUAAUUUCGAUGUUCAUGUCUGAAUGAAAGCUGCUUUUGACUUUUAAUUGCCAAAAAAAGGGGGAAAAGAAUUAAAAGUUAACUUUAAAGGUACACUGAGUACGAGUUUCACAGUAUUAAUAAAAAGAAGUACUAAUAACAUUAGUAAUAAUAUGUACAACUUUGUAGUCAGUUAAUUAUAAUAUAAUAUUAUUUAAAUUCGGUCAGAAGGUGUAGAAUAAAAGUAAAAGCUAAAAUUAUAUUGAUAAAAAAAUUUAAUUAAUGGAAUAUGAUGCAAACAAGUGAAAUGUGAAAGAUAUGUUUAUUUUCUCUCUCAACUUCACAUUCGAAAUCUUUUUCUCUCUUUUAUUUUGUUUCUUUUUAGAACCCCAGGGUUUUAUCGGAAAGGCUCAUGUUUGCCUUGAAUAAUAAUAAUAAUAAUAAUAAUAAUAAUAAUAAUAAUAACUCCAUCCAGGGUGUAUGCUGUCUUGAUGCCCGAUGAUGCCUGAGAGGUAGUUCGGAUAGUGAGUGAGAGAGUGAGAAUAAUAAUAAUAAUAAUAAUAAUAAUAAUAAUAAUAAUAAUAAUAAUAAUAAUAAUAAUAAUUGAUUUACAAGCCAUAUUAUGAGACUCCUGCUUUGUGUACCUUUAAUGAACAAUCACGUGACCUCUUUUAACAGUGCAAUUGAUUUAAAACGCUGCCAAAUGAGUACUUCAGAAGAACUGAGCUGUACAUUCAUGGACAAAAAAAAAAGAGAUCAAUAAAGUGUUACAGACUGUAAA
Tachysurus vachellii is the source of this 2492-nucleotide messenger RNA. RefSeq names its product sideroflexin 1 (gene sfxn1). Gene Ontology annotation, cellular component: mitochondrial inner membrane. The transcript has 11 exons. Lineage: Eukaryota; Metazoa; Chordata; Actinopteri; Siluriformes; Bagridae. The record is from RefSeq and is a predicted model, not a curated record. The coding region runs from base 125 to 1093 and encodes 322 amino acids. Gene Ontology annotation, molecular function: monoatomic ion transmembrane transporter activity. Gene Ontology annotation, biological process: monoatomic ion transport; serine import into mitochondrion.